AUGUCUCUCACAAAUUGCCGAUUCUACGAGGAGAAGUACCCGGAGGUGGAGAGCUUCGUCAUGGUCAACGUGAAGCAGAUUGCAGAGAUGGGCGCAUACGUCAAGCUGCUAGAAUACGACAACAUCGACGGCAUGAUCUUGCUUUCCGAACUUUCGCGAAGACGUAUUCGAUCCAUCCAGAAGCUCAUUCGAGUUGGCCGCAACGAGGUCGUCGUCGUACUCCGUGUAGACAAGGACAAGGGUUACAUCGAUUUGUCAAAGCGCCGAGUGUCGCCUGAGGACAUUGUCAAGUGCGAGGAGCGAUACAACAAGUCAAAGAUGGUACACAGCAUCAUGCGCCACGUCGCCGAGAAGACUCAGACACCUAUCGAGGAGAUUUACCAGACUAUCGGCUGGCCGCUGAACAAGAAGUACGGACAUUCGAUCGAUGCUUUCAAGCUUAGCAUUACCAACCCAGAGGUCUGGAACGACGUUACAUUCCCCAACGACGUUGUCAAGGAGGAGCUACAGAGCUACAUUGGCAAGAGGUUGACACCUCAGCCUACCAAGGUCCGAUCGGACAUUGAGGUCACCUGCUUCGGAUACGAGGGUAUCGACGCUGUCAAGACUGCUCUGCGAUGCGCCGAGGCGAAGAACACCCCCGAGAACCAGGUCAAAGUCAAGCUUGUGUCCCCACCUCUUUACGUCCUUACCUCUCAAUGUCUCGACAAGAACGCCGGUAUCGCAUGCCUCGAACAAGCAAUCGUCGACAUCAAGGAGAACAUUUCAAAGGCCGGAGGCGACUGCCAGGUCAAGAUGGCACCCAAGGCUGUCACCGAGAACGACGAUGCCGAGUUGGCUGCACUCAUGGAGAAGCGUGAGCGUGAGAACCAGGAAGUCAGCGGUGACGAGGACGAGAGCACGAGUGACGAGGGUGGUGUUGCUGAGGCCGACUAA
Alternaria atra is the source of this 936-nucleotide messenger RNA. RefSeq lists its product as uncharacterized. Gene Ontology annotation, molecular function: RNA binding; ribosome binding; translation initiation factor activity. The record is from RefSeq and is a predicted model, not a curated record. The transcript has 4 exons. Lineage: Eukaryota; Fungi; Ascomycota; Dothideomycetes; Pleosporales; Pleosporaceae. Gene Ontology annotation, cellular component: eukaryotic 48S preinitiation complex; multi-eIF complex; eukaryotic translation initiation factor 2B complex. Bases 1 to 936 code for a protein of 311 amino acids.